AUGGUUGGACCACUGAAACAAGAGGCCUUUCGUAGCAACAUUGGCCCUGAUGGACGGCCACUGUCGGCACAAGAACGCGAGCGACUGUUGCAACCGUAUCUGCCCGAUGCCUCACCUCGCAAGCACCAGCGAUCGCAGCCGCUACGCCAGCUGAUCAAGGCGGCCUUGCACCUCUUGCUGUACAACCUCAUCCAUUUCGCCUUCUCCGUCUACCACCGCUUCCGCGUCGCAUACCACAACCUAAUCGACCGCGUCUUUGCCGUUCUGUACUACCACCAUCGCACCCCAGAGUACAUCCAGAAGGAUGUCCACCGCCUCAAGAAGCUGCCCAAGCACCUGUCAAUCAUUCUCGAGGUAGAUGACAACACACACGACAACUCGAGCCUGGAAGCUUUGAUCCACAAUGUUUGUGAGGUCGCUGCUUGGUCCGCCUGCGCAGGUGUGCCCCUGCUGAGUAUCUACGAACCAACCGGCCUCCUCAAGCAGUCCCUGCCACUCGUACACCGCCGUAUCUCGCGUACUCUGGCUGCUUAUUUUGGUCAUGACAACCCAAACAAGCCAACCCUUUCGCUGGGCGCUCCUCACAUGCAAUCUUUCUCGCCGCCUGCUUCGCCCAAAUCUAACUCUGACACCAACUCUUCGAAAUCGCCUCCUCAUCUUUCUAUCCUGCUUUUGUCAGCCUCCGACGGCCGUGGUACCCUCGUCGACCUGACAAAGACACUGGCUGAGAUGAGCCAGAAGGGAAAACUUGCUCCCAAGGAUAUUUCCAUGGAUUUGGUUGAUGCCGAACUCACCGAGAGCGUCAUGGGCGAGCCUGAUCUAUUGAUGUUAUUCGCUGAUAGUGUCCAUCUCAAAGGCUAUCCCCCGUGGCAGUUGAGACUCACCGAGAUUUUCCAUGUUCCUGACAAUAAUGGUGUCGGAUACCAGGUCUUCAUUCGCGGCCUGUACAAGUAUGCCCAGGCUCAAAUGAGAUUUGGAAGUUAG
Aureobasidium melanogenum CBS 110374 is the source of this 984-nucleotide messenger RNA. Its product is annotated as Undecaprenyl diphosphate synthase. Gene Ontology annotation, molecular function: ditrans,polycis-polyprenyl diphosphate synthase [(2E,6E)-farnesyl diphosphate specific] activity. The transcript has 3 exons. Bases 1 to 984 code for a protein of 327 amino acids. Gene Ontology annotation, cellular component: dehydrodolichyl diphosphate synthase complex; endoplasmic reticulum membrane. Lineage: Eukaryota; Fungi; Ascomycota; Dothideomycetes; Dothideales; Saccotheciaceae. The record is from RefSeq and is a predicted model, not a curated record.